Messenger RNA from Prunus armeniaca (apricot), 183 nucleotides. The record is from the annotation of a GenBank genome assembly. NCBI's taxonomy places the organism in Eukaryota, Viridiplantae, Streptophyta, Magnoliopsida, Rosales, Rosaceae.
AUGAUAUUCCCUCCAGCUUUCUUCACAAGUAUGAUCCACGUGAUGAUUCACUUGCCAGAAGAGGCAUUGCUUGCUGGUCAUGUCAACUAUCGCUGGAUGUAUCCAAUAGAAAGGCUUCUCGGAGAGCUGAAAAAAACUGUACACAACAGGGCGAAGCUCGAAGGAUCAAUUAUAGAGGCUUAG